AUGCACACAAAAAUUCUUUAAGAUCUGGAGGCAUAAUAAUAGGAGUUCAAAAAUAAUUCUAUUCAAAAAAAAUUACUAAUUAUUAUUAUCCUCAGAAUAAUCAACCAUAUGACAAUUUAAUAAUUAAUAUAGUAAAUCAAAUUGUAGAGUUGGUUACCAUUAAAGGAUACUUCCACAGUAGACAGGAAUAUAAAAAUAAUUUGCAAAUCUUUAAAAAAAUAAUAAUUUAAAUCAUGGAAUAAAUAGGAUACUAAACAACUUUACUAAUAUGUGGAGAUUUCAAUUAUGAUACAAUCCCUAUUUCAUUCCUCAAAGAUUUAAUACCAAACAAAAUAACAUUCUAAAGAAAAAAUUUAAACAACCUUAUUCGCUCAUAAACUGAUCACAUUAUAACUAAUCAAUAACUAAAAACAAAAGUUUAGUCUUAUUGGAAUGAAUAAUCAGAUCAUUGUUUAAUUGAGACAAAAAGCAAAUGAGAAUUGA
This is a messenger RNA of Paramecium pentaurelia, 483 nucleotides long. The record is from the annotation of a GenBank genome assembly. Lineage: Eukaryota; Ciliophora; Oligohymenophorea; Peniculida; Parameciidae.